AGGUGUGCCAGGUGGAAACCCAGGGAUCGGCAACUGUGAACAUCUGUAGACAGCCACAUCUUGCUGAACAGGAAAGAGCUGACGGGUCCCCAUCUGCUUUCUUUGAGCGAGUGCCUUCCCCCUGGUUUGGCUUCCUGCUCCAGGAGUGAUCCACUCCACUGUCAGCAUGCCCACCCAGCUGGAGAUGGCUAUGGACACCAUGAUUCGCAUCUUCCACCGGUACUCUUGCAAGGAGGGGGACAGGUUCAAGCUCAACAAGGGGGAGCUGAAGAUGCUGUUACAGCGAGAACUCACAGAGUUCCUCACAUGCCAAAAGGAUCCCCAGUUGGUGGAUAAGAUAAUGCAGGACCUGGACGCCAAUAAGGACAACGAAGUGGAUUUUAAUGAGUUUGUGGUCAUGGUGGCAGCUCUGACGGUUGCGUGUAACGAUUACUUUGUAGAGCAACUGAAGAAGAAAGGCAAAUAAAGAUGGCUAGUACGCUAGCAGAUGGCAGAAACA
Messenger RNA from Mus caroli (Ryukyu mouse), 499 nucleotides. RefSeq names its product S100 calcium binding protein Z (gene S100z). Lineage: Eukaryota; Metazoa; Chordata; Mammalia; Rodentia; Muridae. Gene Ontology annotation, molecular function: calcium-dependent protein binding; calcium ion binding. The record is from RefSeq and is a predicted model, not a curated record.